Tigriopus californicus is the source of this 2792-nucleotide messenger RNA. It is a transcript of the gene PIP4K, whose product is annotated as phosphatidylinositol 5-phosphate 4-kinase type-2 alpha-like. Gene Ontology annotation, molecular function: phosphatidylinositol kinase activity. Gene Ontology annotation, biological process: phosphatidylinositol metabolic process. Lineage: Eukaryota; Metazoa; Arthropoda; Copepoda; Harpacticoida; Harpacticidae. Bases 514 to 1755 code for a protein of 413 amino acids. The transcript is spliced from 3 exons. The record is from RefSeq and is a predicted model, not a curated record.
GGACACCACCUGAUUCACCUCCUUCUUCUCCUUUUCCAAGGCUUCAAGUCGCCAAGUCCAAGUUGAUCCUUAUCACGUCCUUUCUCCCUUUGUGGUCUUCCUACGUCUUCCUCUCCCUCUCUCUCUCUCUUUUGACAGUGGGUGUGUAGGGUGUGUGGGUGCCUCUCUGUCUCUUGGAGCUCUUUUGGUGUUCCCCCUUGGUCCCUUGUUCCCUUGUGUGUGUGUGUGUGUGUAGUUGUUACCCACUAGCAUCCAGCUGUGGGCAGUUAGGAAGUUGAGCAACCUUUAAGGCUGAAAAGGCCGUCGUCCUCUUCUUUGAAGAUUGUCUGGCAGCAGUGUUUCCAUCCUUGAUCAUCCAGGGAGUGGAUCAUGGUUUGAGAUUGGUGGUAGACCCACAUCAUCAUAUCUGUUGGAACGGGUUUCUUCUACGUUCCAUUGAGUGUGUUCCAGUGUACCAUCCAGUGUGUGGUAGAUUGGCCUAGAGGCUCCGGUGGGCGUGAUCCGUGGUUAGAAAUGUCGGGGGCGGGUAUCAUCUCAACCGACGGCACGAAGACCAAAACCAAACGGUUUAAGGUCAAGCAUCCCAAGCGCAAACUGUACAGAUCUUCCGAGCCUUUGCUAUCCGUGUUCAUGUGGGGCAUCAAUCACACGGUCAAGGAAUUGGAACACGUGUCCAUUCCGGUCAUGCUCAUGCCCGACGACUUCCGCGCUUUCUCCAAGGUCAAAGUGGACAACCAGGCCUUCAACAAAGAGAAUCUGCCCUCACACUUCAAGGUCAAGGAUUAUUGUCCUUUGGUGUUUCGGAAUCUCCGUGAACGAUUUGGGAUCGACGAUCAAGAUUACUUACGCUCGAUGACCAAAGACAGUCCUAAACCCAUGGACUCGCCGGGACGAUCCGGAGCCAAAUUCUAUGCCUCUCACGACAAAUUAUUUGUGAUCAAAACCCUGACAUCCGAGGAGGUGGAACAAAUGCACUCCUUGCUCAAGCAAUACCACCCUUUCAUCGUCGAGCGACACGGAAAAACCCUCUUGCCACAGUACUUGGGAAUGUAUCGGAUCACGGUGGACAACAAUGAAUGCUACAUGGUGGUCAUGCGGAACAUCUUCUCCAGCCAUCUCAACAUCCACAAGAAGUACGACCUCAAGGGCUCCACCAUCGACCGCGAGGCUUCGCAGAAGGAGCGCGAGAAAGAUAACCCCACCUUCAAGGACAACGACUUCAUCAACGACGGUGUCAAGAUCCACAUCGGCGACGAGGCCAAACAGAAACUCAUGGAGACCCUGGCGGCGGACGUGGAGUUCCUGGCCAAGCUCCAUAUCAUGGACUACUCGCUCCUCCUCGGCGUCCAUGAUUGCGAAGAGGCCGAACGCGAGGCCGCCGAGCGGGGCACCGUUGAUCUGGAUGGCGUGGACGAGGAAGUGGGCGACGAAGAGUACGACUCGGGCGGCUCGGGCGUGGCCCUCACCCCGCCCGACUCGCCACAAGCGCCUUCCCGCAGCCAGUCAGUCAACGGAGCCAGCCGCAUCGACCCGGAAAAGGACAUCUACGCCAUUCCAUCGCGCUCCACCUCGCAAAGUCGGGAGAUCUACUUCCUGGCCCUAGUCGACGUCCUCACUCACUAUGGCGUGAAGAAACAGGCGGCCAAAGUGGCCAAGACCGUCAAAUAUGGCGCCGGGGUGGACGGCAUCUCCACUGCCGAGCCCGACCAAUACUCGUCCCGAUUCCUGGAGUUCAUCAGCAAGGCCAUCGAGUAGUGGAACUAACAAAAUGAAAACCGAGGCUUACCUGCCCUCUUUGGGUCAAGCAAGUCGGGGAAGAAGGUCGGUGGUUGGGUGGGGGGUCGACCUGGCACUCUGGCACUCUUGAUAUUCUUCCCUGUCUUGCUCGUUGUCCUUACUUCCUUUCAGAAUCCCGCUUUGCCCUAUGAAUAAACUCUUCGGCCACGCACUCCAUAUUCAUCUUGACCAAAACCGAUACUUUUGUGGGAAACACUCUCAAAGCCCCAAUUAAUCAUUCAUCUAAUCACCAAACAUUCAAUCAAUUAAUAUUGAAAGGGUUUGUGUAUCUACUACAAUAAUAAAUAACGCUUCAAUCCAGUGCCCCGUUUGGGGCAGUUCCAAGCGGUUCCAGCUUGCCAUUGAAACGCCCACAGCAAAUCUCGAGGGCGGACGUUCCUUUGCUUGACCAUUAGACCCCGGCCCCGGCCCUCUCUGCCCCUCGAAUUCCUUCCAGUCGACCCUUAAAACAGACUUGUUGGGGAUUAGCAACACUGGAGAAGCUGGUGAACAUGAAAUCCCCCUGAAAACUGCCGCAAUUGCUCUUUGUUGUUCGAAGUUUUAAAAGCCAAAUUCUCGAUAAUUCCCGCAAUCAAAAUCCAUGCAUCCGUCAGUGCAAAACGAAAAUGAUAAAAAACAAACGCCAAAUCCAGAAUAUUUUGGGGAGCCUCUAAAACAGUGUAGUCGAAAAUUGACCUUUGCUGUUCCACUUGCACCACCAGGUAGGCGGAAUAAGCACGGGUCAGAGGACCCGUGAGAGUAGAAUGGCAUCGAUCGGCAUUACCUCUUGAAUUUGUGCCCUCCCUCUUCAAUAAUUUUGCUUUCUUCCGAAACACCCGCUUCCCUGUCAAUAAUUCUACCCUCAGUUAACCCGUAUGAUAUUCGCCCAACCAGUCAUCAGUUACGGAGAUGUCAAAUUAUGGAACCGUGUUAUGUUGUGUUUGUAUUUGCAAUUUACCCUACUAUUACGUGUAACAUAGAUUAAAUGAAUUAAAUAAUUCUGAGAAGCACCUUCA